AUGAAUAAAAAGGGAGGAAUAAAAAAAUCUCCUUAUGACCAGUUUAUAGAGACCCGGUCUUACAAUAAAAUUUUUUACAUUAAAAGUGUUUUAGAUAAUACUUUAAGUUCAACAUCCUUCCCCAAAAAUACGACGCAUACUUGGCUAUUUUUUUUCUGA
Messenger RNA from Vairimorpha ceranae, 159 nucleotides. RefSeq lists its product as hypothetical. The record is from RefSeq and is a predicted model, not a curated record. NCBI's taxonomy places the organism in Eukaryota, Fungi, Microsporidia, Nosematidae. Bases 1 to 159 code for a protein of 52 amino acids. The transcript has a single exon.